UUUUGGGAAGGGCAACUAACUGUUCUAAGGCGUCAUCAUCUGUGACCCUGAACUUAAAGUGGACUAGUAAAUAAAUCAUUGUAACUGAACAACAGCUAAGUAGCUAUUUUCGAGUCCAUUUGAAUUCUGGGAGGAUUAUCAAGUAAAAACUCAUUAUUUUCUUACCCUGUGGUGACGAAUGACUAUGAAGGCGGUGACAGUGCCACGUUUAAGACUGCGUCUGUGAUGGGCUGAGCAAGCGAAACUGAAGUCAUUUUGUUGGUUUUCUACAUUGUAACGGUUUUAGAGUUAUGACGGAGGUUUUUGACGUGGUCUUGGCCACUAUUCCUUAUAUUAGCAUUUCCCCCCAUAUGCCUACAAGUUAAUGAUUUAUUUGAAAUAGUUAUUUUACCCGGUUCAUGGUGGGCAAUGUUAUUCCAAAGUCCAUGACUUCACUCCAACGUCCCACUCCUUCUCAGAAUGCUGGACUGACUGCUGAGGAAUGGCAUCGGCGAUAUUCGAGGGGACGUCUCUGGUCAACAUGUUUGUCAAGGAUUGCUGGGUGAACGGGAUCCGUAGACUGAUCAUAAGUCAGCGAGGAGAGGAAGAAGAAUUCUACGAGAUCAGAACCGAGUGGUCAGACAGAAACGUUUUGUAUUUGCACAGGAGUUAUUCAGAUUUUGGGAGAUUGUUCAAAAGGCUGGUUGAAUCAUUCCCUGAGGACAGAAGAGCUCUAUCCAAGUCCCCGCUUAUAGAAGGUCUGGUUAAGAUUAAAGAGGCCAAUGACAUUGAGCUGAAACUAAAUGAGGUGGAGAAGCUACUUAAGAAUGCCAUCAACAUGCCAUGGAAGUAUUCUAGGUCAGAGGUGGUGUUGACAUUCUUUGAGCGAUCACCGCUGGACCAAGUGCUGAAGAAUGACAACGUCCACAAGAUCCAGCCAUGCUUCCAGAGUCCAUACAAGAUAUCAGAGAUCAUGCGUUCCAAUGGCUUCUGUCUGGCCAACACUGAGACAAUCGUGUUUGAUGAGAGUCUGCCACAGGACGAAGAGAGACCCUCAUCCACUGACUCUGCUGCUGGCUCUGCAGAACACCUGUACGAGGAUGGCAGGGAGUUCCUGACGGUGGAACCAGACAUCAGUGACGAUGACUCAGAUGCCUACGUCACAAACCUGUCUUACUACCAUCUGGUCCCCUUUGAGACGGACAUCCUGGAAUGAGGAGCCAAAAUGGCUGACGGUUAGCAUCACUGCCUGCUCAGAUGCUGUCAGAAACCAAACCAUGUCAUGUGACCUAGCUGUGGACAGCUCUGUCCAGCAUGUUGGCCACAAAUGUUUCAGUAGCUGCACAACUGCACCUAUUAACUUUGCUACUGCUGCUUAUAGGCCAACGUUUGUCAUGGCAGCUUUGUCUCUGUCGAAUCGGAGAGCAGAUCCUGGGGUUCAGCGGCUGUAUGGACAGACACACAGACUGUAGUGUUACUCACAGAAAGAUUGUAUAGAGAGAGAUUUAAUAUCACUGGCUUACAAAGUCCAAUGUCUGUGAUAUCACCAGUGUGCCUCAUCCUCAAGUUGAUGUCUCAAGAUGGGGUUAUAAGGACAUUGCCCAUUUCUUGCUCAUCAAACUGCUUCCUGUGUCCUCUCUCCUCUACAAUUGUGCAUUAUAGUUUUCUGUGGGAUUGAACUUGGUGUACUUCAUAGAACUGUGUUCAGUAUCAGCCUUAAACUGCAGUGUUGUCAUUACAACCAGUAUUAUGAAAGAUUGCUGUUUUAUGUGGAGUGAUAGCUUGACUUUUCUAAUUGGGAUUGAAUGGGAAAUUAACUUUUUUUGGUUCAAUGUGACUUUUCCUCACCAAACCUAUUGUUAGGACGACAGGUUAGGGAUGUUAUUGUGUUCAAAACAAAAAAUCAGAACGCUACAUCACUGUAUGAAUGACAGUACCAGAUUGGUUUGAGUAGCAAAAAUGUAACAGUUGAGUAAUCUUCAUCUAGGGGAUUGUUAUCAUGUGCAUAGUGAGUGUUUUGCUGGUUCAAGCAAGGCCAUGUCAGACCCUGUAUUAUGCUUUAUAGGCUACUGUAAUUCCACAACUCAGUCCAACAGCUGACUAUAGUCUCUGUGUGGGAGUCGGCAGCGCAGCCAGCCACUGGAGGAACAAAUCUUCUCUGUUUCUAAAGAAAACAAAUGACAAUGUUGUGUGGAAAACCACUAAGGGAAUUUAGGCCAACACUGGAUUUUUCUCUUCCUGUUCGGCAAAUAAACAUCAGUUUAACCACAGCCACAACACGAUUUCCCCCAAUAUCACUAAAUAAGACAUCAUUUGACACCAAACAUGUGGGAAUGGCACAUUUGAAAAUAUGGCAUGCCCCAACAUUGUUUCUGUCCACAUUUCAAGUCAAAUUAAAGAUUAAAAAAACAAAAUAAUUGA
Messenger RNA from Salvelinus namaycush (lake trout), 2400 nucleotides. RefSeq names its product PX domain containing 1b (gene pxdc1b). The coding region runs from base 482 to 1195 and encodes 237 amino acids. Gene Ontology annotation, molecular function: phosphatidylinositol binding. Lineage: Eukaryota; Metazoa; Chordata; Actinopteri; Salmoniformes; Salmonidae. The record is from RefSeq and is a predicted model, not a curated record. The transcript has 5 exons.